UGGCAGCCUGUCGGAGGAGACCAGCACUGAUCUCUGCACUGGAGGAUGCACCUAUCUGAAGGAGGGUAUCACUGAGAAGCUUCACUUUUCAUCCUGACACCCCACAAGUAAUGAAUCUGUGAGAGGACGAGCAGAGAAGCACUCUUCAAAAUGGCAGACAAGGAUAGCGUGGAAAAGUACUUGGAGAAUAACCCUCAGUUCGCCAAAGAGUAUUUCGACAAGAAGGUCCGAUCCGAGGCCAUCGCCGCCGCUUUUGCAGAGAAACUUGACAUCAAAGAUCCGGCCUCGUUCAAGGAUGUCAGCCAAAUCCAGGAGGCCAACAUCAUCUUUGAUAUGAUCAAAGAAAUGCAUUCGCAGCCUAUUAUGGAAAAGGCCAUGCACAAGGUCCUGCAGAGGAUAUGUUUGCUGUUGAACGCUGACCGCUGCAGCUAUUUCCUGUCCCGAGCGAGAAACGGCAUCCCUGAGCUUGCUACGUGUUACGCUUAUCAGGUGGGUCUGUACCUGAAAGUCGACUAUUCGUUUGACAAAGGAUUCAACUUUUUCUGUCCUGUGGUCAUGGAGGCAAAGCUGAAUUUUCAGCAUUACUCCAGAAAAGGUUACAGAGAUAUCACCUACCAUAACUGGAGGCACGGAUUUAACGUGGGCCAGACCAUGUUCUGUCUUCUGCAAACUGGAAAGCUGAGAAAAUACUACUCCGACCUUGAUGCCUUUGCGAUGGUAGCAGCUGCAUUCUGUCACGAUAUUGACCACAGGGGUACCAACAAUCUCUACAAGACAAAGAGCGCAUCACCACUGGCCAAGCUCCAUGGCUCCUCCAUAUUGGAAAGGCACCAUCUUGAUUACAGCAAGACGCUGAUGGCAGAAGAGAACGUUAACAUUUUCCAAAGUCUGCAGAAACGCCAGUUUGAGACAGUCCAGCACUUGCAUGAUGUCUGUAUCAUUGCGACUGACCUGGCCUUGUAUUUCAAAAAAAGGACCAUGUUCCAGAAGAUCGUUGAUGCCACCGAACCAAUGGCUGAUGAUAAGGACGCGAUUGCCUAUGUGGCCAACAAUCCCAUUAGGAAGGAAAUCAUUAUGGCAAUGAUGAUGACAGGAUGUGACUUGUCCGCCAUUACCAAGCCAUGGGAGGUCCAGAGCAAAGUGGCUCUCAUGGUGGCAGCUGAAUUCUGGGAGCAGGGAGACCUGGAGAGGACUGUGCUAGACCAACAGCCCAUUCCCAUGAUGGACAGGAACAAGUCAGAUGAACUUCCGAAGAUGCAGUGUGGUUUCAUUGACUUUGUGUGCUCGUUUGUGUACAAGGAAUUUUCAAGGUUCCACAAAGAGAUCACUCCCAUGUUUGAUGGCCUGAACAACAAUAGGGUCCACUGGAAGGAAUUGGCUGAUAUUCACCAAGCAAAAGUAGACGCUUUGGAGAAUGAACGAAAGCGACUAGAAGAGGAGCAGGCUAAAAAAUCCGCUGGUGAGGAUGGAGGUGGAGAGGGAGGAAAGUCCAAAACCUGCACCAUAUUUUAAACAUCAUCUGACAAAAAU
Messenger RNA from Sinocyclocheilus rhinocerous, 1530 nucleotides. Its product is annotated as cone cGMP-specific 3',5'-cyclic phosphodiesterase subunit alpha'-like. Bases 151 to 1512 code for a protein of 453 amino acids. The record is from RefSeq and is a predicted model, not a curated record. NCBI's taxonomy places the organism in Eukaryota, Metazoa, Chordata, Actinopteri, Cypriniformes, Cyprinidae. Gene Ontology annotation, molecular function: 3',5'-cyclic-nucleotide phosphodiesterase activity. Gene Ontology annotation, biological process: signal transduction. The transcript has 12 exons.